Messenger RNA from Cervus elaphus (red deer), 2908 nucleotides. Its product is annotated as SEC14 domain and spectrin repeat-containing protein 1-like. The record is from RefSeq and is a predicted model, not a curated record. NCBI's taxonomy places the organism in Eukaryota, Metazoa, Chordata, Mammalia, Artiodactyla, Cervidae. The transcript has a single exon.
CCGCCGCCACCGCAGACAAAGCGCCCGAGGUGGGCGUCCCGCGGGCAGCCCUUGCCUCCGCGCCGCCUGCCGGGUGCGGCCGCGGCCCGCCGAGCCUGGGCGGCCCGCGUCUCGCCUCCCGGGCGCCCUUGUUCAUUUCUGGGUGAAAGGGACCCGAAACGUGCAACAGAGAGGAAAAUUUACUGGAGGAAGUUUACUGGAGUAAAAUGGAGGCCUCAGUAAUAUUACCCAUUUUGAAGAAAAAACUAGCCUUUCUUUCAGGAGGAAAGGACAGACGAAGUGGCCUCAUUCUGACAAUUCCAUUAUGCCUAGAACAGACAAAUAUGGAUGAGCUGAGUGUCACCUUAGACUACCUACUCAGCAUUCCAAGUGAGAAGUGUAAGGCUAGAGGAUUUACCGUGAUUGUGGAUGGCAGAAAAUCCCAAUGGAAUGUGGUGAAAACAGUAGUCUUAAUGCUACAGAAUGUUGUUCCAGCUGAAGUGUCCCUUGUUUGUGUAGUGAAGCCAGAUGAAUUCUGGGAUAAGAAAGUAACACAUUUUUGUUUUUGGAAAGAAAAGGACAGACUUGGCUUUGAGGUUAUUUUAGUAUCUGCCAAUAAAUUGACUCGUUAUAUAGAACCAUGCCAGUUAACGGAAGAUUUUGGUGGGAGUCUCACCUAUGAUCACAUGGAUUGGUUAAAUAAGAGGCUGGUUUUUGAGAAGUUUACAAAGGAAUCUACAUCAUUAUUAGAUGAACUUGCAUUGAUUAACAAUGGAAGUGAUAAAGGAAAUCAGCAAGAGAAAGAAAGGUCUGUGGAUUUAAACUUUCUUCCAUCAGUUGAUCCUGAAACUGUUCUUCAGACAGGGCAUGAAUUGUUAUCCGAAUUACAGCAGCGUCGAUUUAAUGGCUCAGAUGGAGGGGUCUCGUGGUCUCCUAUGGAUGAUGAACUGCUUGCACAGCCACAGGUUAUGAAAUUAUUAGAUUCACUGCGAGAGCAAUAUACCCGCUACCAGGAAGUUUGUCGGCAACGAAGUAAGCGUACACAGUUAGAAGAGAUUCAGCAGAAGGUGAUGCAGGUUGUGAACUGGCUUGAAGGGCCUGGAUCAGAGCAGCUGAGAGCCCAGUAGGGAAUUGGAGACUCCAUCCGGGCGUCCCAGGCCCUGCAGCAGAAGCAUGAAGAGAUCGAGAGCCAGCACAGUGAAUGGUUUGCAGUUUAUGUGGAGCUUAAUCAGCAGAUUGCAGCACUCUUAAAUGCUGGGGAUGAAGAAGAUCUUGUGGAACUGAAGUCGCUUCAGCAACAACUUAGUGAUGUUUGUUAUCGACAGGCCAGUCAGCUGGAAUUUAGGCAGAAUCUGCUACAAGCAGCUCUUGAAUUUCAUGGUGUUGCCCAAGAUUUGUCUCAGCAGUUGGAUGGCUUAUUAGGGAUGUUGUGCGUAGAUGUAGCACCAGCUGAUGGAGCAUCGAUUCAGCAAACUUUAAAACUGCUUGAAGAGAAGCUGAAAAGUGUUGAUGUAGGAUUGCAAGGUUUGCGUGAAAAAGGUCAAGGUCUUCUGGAUCAGAUCUCCAAUCAGGUAUCCUGGGCCUAUGGAAAGGAUGUAACCAUUGAAAACAAGGAAAAUGUGGACCACAUACAAGGAGUGAUGGAAGACAUGCAGCUUAGGAAACAAAGAUGUGAAGACAUGGUAGAUGUGCGAAGAUUAAAGAUGCUUCAGAUGGUACAGUUGUUUAAAUGUGAAGAAGAUGCUGCCCAGGCAGUAGAAUGGCUCAGUGAACUUCUGGAUGCUCUUCUUAAGACACACACCAGAUUGGGGGAUGAUGCUCAGGAAACGAAAGUUCUGCUGGAGAAGCAUAGAAAAUUUGUUGAUGUUGCACAGAGCACUUAUGACUACGGAAGACAGUUGCUGCAGGCCACAGUUGUGCUGUGCCAGUCUUUGUGCUGCACCUCUCGAUCAUCUGGGGAUACACUUCCUCGACUGAACAGAGUGUGGAAACAGUUUACAAUCGCCUCUGAAGAGAGGGUGCAUAGGCUGGAAAUGGCUAUUGCCUUUCACUCAAAUGCUGAAAAGAUUUUACAAGACUGUCCAGAAGAGCCUGAAGCUAUUAAUGAUGAGGAGCAGUUUGAUGAAGUUGAAGCAGUUGGGAAAUCACUUUUAGAUAGACUGACUGUUCCUGUAGUUUAUCCUGAUGGAACUGAACAAUAUUUUGGGAGCCCAAGUGACAUGGCUUCUACUGCAGAACACAUCAGAGACAGGAUGAAACUAGUUAGUCUCAAAAGGCAGCAGCUGAGACAUCCAGAAAUGAUGACUACAGAGAGCUAAUAGCUGCCUUCUUCCCAGAGACCUGCUGUUCAUAAUCCCGCAUGUCGUCAGCAUACUCCAGCAUUAGCUACAAUACGUUAAGAUGCAUUUCACAGCCAGGAUAAGCCUCAUUUCUUUCCAUUACACAUUUCUCUCCACAUGUUAACACCUUGCAAUUACCAAGGCAGAAUUGUUUAACAUGCUUUGAGAUCAUAGACUCCAAGUAUCUCAAAAGAAGGAACUGUAAACAUUGCACUGAAAACUUGCUUUAAAGCUUUACCUGACCUGUCAGUUUGUAGACGAACAACUGAUAAUAAGCUUUGAAUGGUGCUAAUAUGAGUGUAGAAAUUCUCUCUAUAAAAAAUGGUUGCCCUUCCUCCCCAGGUGACGUAGUAAAUUUAGACUGUAGCUCAACUGUUAUUAGUAGACAGUGGUGUCCUCAAAAUUUUGCUUUGUAAUUCUCCUUCAAAUUUGAUUAUUUUUAUUGUGUCAGUAUGAAGAAAAACCUUCAGAUUUUUGAUAUAUCAUAUUCAUUAAAAUACAUUUUCCUAUUUGUAUUGAUAAUGUAUUAAAAGUUGUUUGUGCUUAAUAAAAGGCUUCUUUUAAACACCUUAAAAAAAAAAAAAAAAAAA